Messenger RNA from Pecten maximus, 1881 nucleotides. RefSeq names its product glycine-rich cell wall structural protein-like. The coding region runs from base 1 to 1881 and encodes 626 amino acids. Lineage: Eukaryota; Metazoa; Mollusca; Bivalvia; Pectinida; Pectinidae. The transcript has 2 exons. The record is from RefSeq and is a predicted model, not a curated record.
AUGGUAGAUUCCAAGGUGGCACUGUCGGACUUAGUCGACAAAAACAUCCGACCCAUAGCAAUGACGUCUAUUCCUGAAGACAGAAAAUUUCUAUUAAACAAUAGAUUCAGUUCCCAUAUACCGGUUCACGCGACGCUACCAAAUAUGCAAGAGACCGUCUACCAGCAGGUAUAUGAACUACCUCAAACUCUCCCGGGGCAACAGGAAAUAUUUCAACAGGUCCCUAACUUUCAAAAAAUAAUGCAAACGAGCAAACAGAAUACAAAAAUCAUUUUACCCUCAAAUCCAAUGCCGCCGCCAAUUCCACAAAUGCCACUGCCAAUUCCACAGAUGCCACUGCCAAUUCCACAGAUGCCACCACCGUUUCCACAAAUGCCGCCACCGAUUCCACAUAUGCCGCCGCCGAUUCCACAGUCUCAACGCAGUCCGACUCAAGUUCAUAACAACUUUUUCAUCAAAAGUAGUAGUGAUAUGAGUGGAGUACAAAAAGCUGGCGCAACCGGAAGUUCUGACGCGAGAAGUAGUUCCCAAAGUUCACCAGUUCAGAAGCAAGGAGGUCUGCGAGCUUUGUUGGAAUCAACGGGGAGUGGAUUUACAGGUGUGCCCGCUACUGGAAUGCAGGGUGGCGGAAUUGGUGUUGGUAUCGGUGGCGGUGGCGGCGGUGGUGGUGGAGCUGGAGGCGGAGUUUCUGGAAGCUUCCCCAUAGGAGGAUUUGGCGGAAAAUUUCCCGGAGUUGUACCUGGAAACGGGAUCCUUUUUGCUGGUGGUGGUGGCGGUGGAGGUGGUGGUGGAGGCGGCGGCGGUGGUAGCAAUGGUUUCACAGGAUUCCGUCGAGGUUUCGGUACUGGUGUCAGUGUUGCUGUAGGUGGUGGUGGUGGAGGUGGUGGUGGAGGUGGAGGCGGAGGCGGAGGUGGUGGCGGAGGCGGUGGAGGUGGAGGAGGUGUAACGUUUCCUAUAGGGUUUUCCGGUGGUAAACGAUGGGGAAGAAAUGGCGGAAACACUGGAUUAAUGAGAGGUGGUAAACUUAGCUUCCACAUGAACGGUUAUACUCCAAAAGGAUUUAUGUUUGGUGGUGGUGCGCAUGGAGGCACAAAUCAAUGGAACAUCGGCGGUGGCAGGGGUCGUGGAAUGUCGGAUAGGGGUGUUUAUUACCUCAAUAAUGGUAUGUACACAGGCUAUGGACGAGACAUAGGUUACGACGGAUGGCAAAGCUACAGCGGUAGAUUUGGAACUGGAGGACAUGAUAGAUUCACAGGAGGUGGCUUCGGAAUUAAUCGAGGUCCAUUUAACACCAACAUGCAACAUACUGGGUUUGGAAUAAAUAACGGUUUCCGUGGAAACCGUCAGUUUACAGGAAGGGGAAUGAAUGGCGGUUUUCCUAAUUGGUCUUCUAGUACUUCUACUGCAUUUAAUAGGGGAUCUACAACAGGAUUCCAAGGCGGCUCUGGUGGAAGGCAAACGACGGGAGGCAAACAAAGCAAUACUGGUAUAUUCAACUCAAACAAUAUCUUAACUAAUCUACUUACAUACAAAGCUCUGUCACAGAUGUUAGAUUCGGGAGCCGAAAAGGCGGAAGGUGGGUCCGGGGGCAACACCCUAAUACUUAAAGCCCUUCUGGGUGGUUCACGAGGUAGUGGCUUUGGAUCAUCUGGGAUGGGAGGUGGCGGUUCCUGGGGCUCAAGUGGUGGUAGUGGGGGUUCCGGUUCAUCCGGUUCUUGGAGUUCCGGUAUGAGCGGAAGUGGAAGUUCCGCCUUUGGAUCAAGUGGUUGGUCAUUCGGAAGAAAGCAUGGUACAUCUGGUGGUGGUGGAGGAUCGUUUUCUUCUGGAGGAUGGAAUGCAUCCGCGUAUUCAGGUGAUAAUGAUGACGACGAUCGAAAAUGA